This is a messenger RNA of Rosa chinensis, 1821 nucleotides long. RefSeq names its product protein DETOXIFICATION 27. Lineage: Eukaryota; Viridiplantae; Streptophyta; Magnoliopsida; Rosales; Rosaceae. The transcript has 8 exons. Gene Ontology annotation, cellular component: membrane. The record is from RefSeq and is a predicted model, not a curated record. Gene Ontology annotation, molecular function: antiporter activity; xenobiotic transmembrane transporter activity. The coding region runs from base 87 to 1574 and encodes 495 amino acids. Gene Ontology annotation, biological process: xenobiotic detoxification by transmembrane export across the plasma membrane.
CUUCACGGUCGAGCUAGCUCGCUGAUAAGUGUAAACUAUCUCCAUCUCCUUGGUGGUCUCACCAGGCCAUCGGAAGAUAAGGAACCAUGGACAGGGAAGAAGAAGAAGAAGUUCUGGUUCUUAAUCAACCCUUAUUACCAGAACCAUCAACCGGAAACAGUACACCUGAAGAUCUACCUCGUAAAAGCCUUCCAUCAAGAGUUUGGAUAGAAACCAAGAAACUAUGGCGCAUCGUGGGCCCCGCUAUUGUCUCCCGGCUUGCCGGCUACACCAUGACCGUCAUUACUCAGGCCUUCGCUGGUCACCUCGGCGACAAUGAGCUCGCUGCAUUCUCGAUCGUCAACAAUGUCAUCCUCGGCUUCUCAUUUGGUCUCCUGUUGGGAAUGGCAAGCGCGCUGGAAACUCUGUGUGGGCAAGCUUUUGGGGCCAAAAGGUACCCAAUGCUCGGGAUUUAUCUCCAGAGAUCGUGGAUCGUGCUGUUCAUCUGCUGCGUUGUGCUAUCGCCAGUUUACAUUUACGCUUCUCCGAUUCUGAAACUAAUCGGGCAGACAGAUGAAGUGGCAGAGCUUUCGGAGGUGGUGUCCCUUUGGAUUUUGCCAAUGCAUUUCAGCUAUGCAAUUAUGUUCCCAUUGCAGAGGUUCUUGCAGAGCCAGCUCAAGAACUUUGUGACUUUGUGGAUGUCCGUGGUGGUUUUGGUGUUUCAUGCCCUGAUAAGCUGGAUUUUUGUGUAUGUUUUGGAUUUUGGGCUUGUGGGUGCGGCUGUGACUUUGGAUAUUUCAUGGUGGCUCUUGUGUUUCAUGAUGCUUGUGUAUGUGACUUGUGGUUGGUGUCCGCUGAGUUGGGCAGGUUUGUCAAUGGAGGCCUUUUCUGGGCUCUGGGAAUUUGUCAAGCUUUCCGCUGCUUCUGGCGUCAUGCUCUGCUUGGAAUUUUGGUAUUACAGAGUUUUGAUAUUGAUGACCGGAUUCUUAUCGGAUGCGACUCUUGCUGUUGAUGCCUUAUCAGUUUGCAUGACUGUAAAUGGGUGGGAGCUCAUGAUUCAUUUAGGUUUCUUGGCUGGAGUCGGAGUAAGGGUAGCAAAUGAGCUCGGAGCUGGAAAUGGUCCGGGAGCAAAGUUUGCAACCAAGGUUGCAGUGGCUGAAUCGAGCUUCAUCUCCCUUUUCUUCUGUGUACUCAUUAUCGCGUUACAUGACAAGUUCGCAUACAUCUUCACAUCAAGCACUACUGUCCUCCAAGCAGUUGAUCACUUGUCUUACCUCUUGGCUGUCACCAUUUUACUUAACGGGGUUCAACCCGUUUUGUCAGGCGUAGCUGUUGGCUCAGGAUGGCAAGCAUGGGUGGCAUACGUAAAUCUUUUCUGCUACUACAUUGUUGGGCUCCCACUUGGAAUAGUAUUGGCAUGGGUUGCUGACUAUGGUGUUUUGGGUCUAUGGUCUGGGAUGAUCCUUGGUGGAACUCUUAUACAAACUGUGAUUUUGGCUAUCAUCACAGCACGACGUGAUUGGGAAAAUGAGGCACUAACUGCUGGCCGGCGGGUAAAGAAGUGGUCUACACCAGAUAAUCAAACAGAGGGAUAGCAAUAACAGCAGAAGCUUAUGCAUUCCAGUCAGCUGAAGGAAAAUAACAUAGAGGAGCAUAAAUGUUUUCCUGUUAUACUUAUCAAACCCAUUUUUGUAACAUUCUGAUUAAACUACUUUGUGUAUGUUGGGUAAAAUUCGAUCUAGGACCAUUUCAAUUUUGCUAGAGAAAUGGGAAGGUUAUUCGUUCCCAGCAAAAGUGAAAUCAAACAAUAGAGUAUGGAUACCAGAGCUCGAAUCUCCACUA